Molecule: messenger RNA, 933 nt
Organism: Arthroderma uncinatum
Lineage: Eukaryota; Fungi; Ascomycota; Eurotiomycetes; Onygenales; Arthrodermataceae
Exons: 3
Coding region: 1-933 (310 amino acids)
Molecular function (GO): protein binding
Source: RefSeq, a predicted model, not a curated record
AUGGGGUGCUGCUUCUCUCGAGACUCCAACAGCUCGCACUACCCAGGCUCCACGGCCGGCCAGCACGGCGACUCCUCUCGCCAGAUCAACCAGAAUCCAGCUGAGCAGUCGACGAUAAACCGCGCCCGUUCGCACUCGCCCUCUGGCACAUCGACAGCUACCUCGCGGCCCUCGCAGUCGGCCGGCCGUCGUGUUGCUCUCCCGCUAAGCGAACAUUUCAACCGGCCGAUCCGCCAGCAUGUCUGGAAGAGCAAACGCCGCAUAUGGACUCGGGCGGCCCUGGAUAAACAACGACAGGACUUUUUCGAUACCCGAGUCGCCGGUCGACCAGAGAUAUGGGCCGCCUUGUCUACCGCCCUGGCCCUGCUGAGGGAGGGUGAUAUUUCUACUGCGCAAGGUAUCAUCGAUGCGGCUGGCAUCACCGUUCCUACGGGCGAUAUAUGCGAAGGAUGCUACGAUGAGAGUGGCGCGCUGUACAAGUUUCCGGAAGCAAUUGUAUCGGAUCCUAUAAAUGUUGCUGAUGAGAGUCCUACUGAAGACAGCUUCAAAUGCGAUAUCGGCACCGAUAUCGAUGGCGGGGACGAUGAGAUGUCUACUUCAAGGAUGGUGUUGGGCGUCGAUUCAUGUGAUGACCUACUGGACAAGGAAAAGGAGAGAAGACGUGAAGAGAAGGGGAAACGGAGUGAGAGGGACUACAUCAAGGUCACCGCACGGCUGAGUGACCGUGGCGGGCCUGAUGUUGUCGUCAGCGUCGGUAGAGAGCAGACGGUCGGUGCCCUCGUUCGAAAGAUUCAGGCUGAAGCAGGGCUUCCCAGCAACAGCCGGAUCCAGAUCGUAUACCUAGGCAAGCUCUUCAAAGAAAGCAAUACACUGCUUGCGCAAGGGUGGAAAGAAGGCAACGUCGUCAACGUCUAUGUCAGGAGCCACAAGUGA